AGACUUCUGCUAAUCGAAGACCAGGGUACUGGAUUUAGAGCGCUGGCUACACGGGGCAGAAACCGUGUCGAGCGCACUCGAAGGAAGAACACAGAGGAAGAAGGUCAGCGAGUCGAGAAGCCGAGCUACGCGAAAAUAUCAGAACAUUUUCUGGAAAAAAAUCACAGCUUAGAAAACUUGUACAUAUAUUUAUAAGACUGUCGGUUUACUAUAGCUUUCAUUUGACAGAAUGGCAGCAGACUGGUUGGGCAGCCUUGUUUCAAUCAACUGUGGGGUGACUUUAGGAGUAUACCAAGGAGAGGUCUCCUCAGUUGAUCAGUCCAGCCAAACCAUCUCCCUCAGACAGCCGUUUCACAAUGGAGUCAAGUGUCCAGUGCCUGAGGUCACUUUCAGUGCUAUGGACAUCAAAGAACUCAAAAUCUUGGAAAUCCGUAAUGGCUCCAAUGGAGUCACAAAGCGGAGUGUUCCUGACACAAACUCCUCCUCAUUUGGCUACAAUGGACGCAAGGACAAGGGAGGGGGUUGUGCCCAGGUCAACAGUGCUCCCGUGACCGUGCCGAGUAAAGCCGAACCCAGACUCCAGGAGGGGGGAAUGUCUCCUGCACAGCACUAUUCCAAAAGCUAUGGAGAGCGCCAUGUAGACAUGGCGGGCCAGAAUAAAGGGUUCAGACGAAGACACAAUUCUUGGUCCUCUAGCAGUAGGGGUCCAAAUCAAGCCACCCCGAAGAAGAACGGGUCUAAGAAUGGUCAGAUGAAGAAUAAAGACGAUGAAUGUUUUGGUGACGGCAUGGAUGAUGUCCUUGAUGAGGACUUUGACUUUGAGGGCAACUUGGCUCUCUUUGAUAAAGCAGCUGUCUUCUCACAGAUUGAGUCGUCAGAUCGGCGAGGAAAUGGUGCCCGGUCACGGGGAACUCCUGCAGAGCAGACGCCCUCACGCUACCGCCAUGACGAGAACAUUCUAGAAGCCAAGCCUGUCGUCUACCGGCAGAUCACUGUGCCUCAGCCUGGGACAAAUGAAUAUAGCACUGACUCGGGGCUGGUGGUCCCCAGUAUUUCAUACGAGUUGCACAAGCGCUUGCUAAGUGUGGCAGAAAGUUAUGGUCUCUCUCUGGAGCGCAGGCUGGAGAUGACUGGUGUGUGUGCAAGCCAGAUGGCACUUACACUGCUCGGAGGCCCAAACAGGUUGACCCCUAAGAAUGUACAUCAGCGGCCAACUGUGGCGCUGCUUUGUGGGCCACAUGUACAGGGAGCUCAGGGAAUCAGCUGCGGCCGCCACCUGGCCAACCAUGAAGUGGAAGUUGUCCUCUUCCUCCCUAACUUUGUCAAAAUGCUGGAAGCUAUCACCAGUGAAUUAACACUGUUCAGCAAAACGAGUGGAAAGCAAGUUUCCAGCAUCAAAGACUUACCAGAUACCCCAGUGGACCUGGUCAUAAACUGCCUCGACUCUCAUGAGAACACUUUUCUGAGGGACCAGCCGUGGUACCGCGCUGCUGCUGACUGGGCUAACCAGAACAGAGCCCCUGUGCUGAGUAUAGAUCCUCCAGUGAACGGGCAGGAGCAGGCUGUAGAGGCUAAGUGGUCUCUGUCCCUGGGGCUUCCACUUUCUCUACCUGAGAGAGCAGGCCGUGUCUACCUGUGUGACAUUGGCCUUCCCCGGCAAGUAUUUCAGGAAGUGGGCAUCAAGUACCACUCCCCCUUCGGCUGUAAGUUCGUUAUCCCACUGCACUCAGCAUAAGCAGACUGUAGCCCUCAUCCGUGACCUCUUCUGUCAGGGUAAAGGGUCAUUGAGCCAGAACCUGCCUUAAAUUCCUUUUCUUUUUUUAUUUUCCAAGCUGGUGAACAGAGGUAAGUUGCAAUGCCUUGCAAUGAUUAAGCUCCAUUAUGGUACUGAAUCCAGCAUGUGAUUUUCUUUG
Messenger RNA from Colossoma macropomum (tambaqui), 1913 nucleotides. RefSeq names its product enhancer of mRNA decapping 3 homolog (S. cerevisiae) (gene edc3). Gene Ontology annotation, biological process: deadenylation-independent decapping of nuclear-transcribed mRNA; P-body assembly. The transcript is spliced from 8 exons. Gene Ontology annotation, cellular component: P-body. The record is from RefSeq and is a predicted model, not a curated record. NCBI's taxonomy places the organism in Eukaryota, Metazoa, Chordata, Actinopteri, Characiformes, Serrasalmidae. Gene Ontology annotation, molecular function: mRNA binding. Bases 230 to 1735 code for a protein of 501 amino acids.